Messenger RNA from Emiliania huxleyi CCMP1516, 702 nucleotides. RefSeq names its product pmp22 peroxisomal membrane protein. Bases 1 to 702 code for a protein of 233 amino acids. Gene Ontology annotation, cellular component: membrane; cytoplasm. The transcript has a single exon. The record is from RefSeq and is a predicted model, not a curated record. NCBI's taxonomy places the organism in Eukaryota, Haptophyta, Isochrysidales, Noelaerhabdaceae.
AUGAUGCACUCCCGACUGCGGCAACUCCUGCUCCUGCUGCUCCCGCUCCUCGCACACGGCCUGCGAGCGGCGCCACGCCUGCACGCUGCUCACGCACCAUCGCGCGGCGGGCGUGUCGCCGCGCUCGACGCCAGCGGCCUCGAUGCGGCCGCGGCGUGGGCGGCUUACAACGUGCAGCUUGUUGAGCACCCGCUGGUAACAAAGGCGCUCACGGCAGGCCUGAUCAUCGGAGCGGGCGACGCGGCGGCGCAGACGCUGGAGGGGAGGCAGACGGGCGCGCCCUUUGACGGCGUCCGCUACCUCCGCUGGGCGAUCUUUGGCCUUGUGCUGCAGGGGCCCUGGAACCACGCGUUCUACCAGCUGCUCGACGCCGCGCUGCCGCCCACCGCGGACCCGUUCACGCUCACCACCCUCGAGAAGGUCGGCAUCGACCAGUUUGUGCAGGCGCCAAUCUUCACCGUCAUCAUCCUGUGCUUCUUCGCCGUUGUCGAGGGGAAGGGCCUCGCCUUCGCGCGCGAGCAGGUGAAGAACGACCUCGGCGGGAUCCUCGUGAAGAACUGGAGCGUCUUCCUGCCCGCCACGGUGAUCAACCUCGGCUUCUGCCCACCGGAGCUGCGCGUGCUCUUUCUCAACUGCGUUUUCUUCGGUUGGGUGGUCUACCUGUCACUGUUUCUGAAUGCGGAGGGCGAGACCGCCGAGUGA